CUUCCGCCCGUCGGAAACGUCAUUUAUCCGCGACGCACGGGCCGUUUCAUACCUCCCCACGUUUACUGAAAAUGUUGUAAAAGCUCUUAACAAACUGCACCAUCACAUGAGUUAACACCCGCUGUUAGUGUGUGUCAUGGCCUCUAAACGACCGCAGGGAGACAGUGAGAGGACGGAGAAGAAGAAGAAGAAGAACUGCGAGGAGACAGCUGAACUUUGCUCAGUUGUAGACGACGAGCAGGUGAAGAGGGCUGUGAGGGAGGCGUGGAGCCAGAAGACUCACUACAGCCACGGAGAUCUGGAGCUGGACUGCCACCCGUUUCCUCACUGCAUCAUCCGGAACUUCCUCGACAGGGAGACCUUCGUAGAGAACCUGCAGACAGAACUGCUGGGGCUCAACUUCCACGAGAAGUCAAACGAUCUGUACAAAUUUAAACAGUCAGAUGACUUGAAGAAGAGAAAAGAGCCACAUAUUACAGGACUAAGGGCAGCUCUGUUUGGGCGUUUCCGCUCCUGGCUCGGGGAAGUGUUGGGGGUCGAACUGGAGCCCACGGUGGAUAUUUCAUGUGCCAGAUAUGAAUACACUGAUGUUCUUUUGUGCCAUGAUGAUGAGUUGGAGGGGAGGCGCGUUGCUUUCAUCCUGUAUCUGGUGCCUCCGUGGCAGAGCAGCGACGGGGGAACCCUCGAUCUCUACUCAAUAGACAGUGACUUCCAGCCACAGAGCAUAGUAAAGUCGCUCGUACCGUCUUUGAACACGCUCGUCCUUUUUGAAGUUUCUCCCGUCUCCUUUCACCAAGUGUCAGAGGUUUUGACAGAGGACAAGUGUCGCCUGUCGCUGAGCGGCUGGUUUCACGGUCCGUCUUUGGAACGUCCUCCCCGCCACAUAGAGGCCCCCAUCUCACGGAGCCCACACUUACCGAGAGAUGAAACGGUGCUGCUGGAGUGGGUCAAUCCAGUCUACCUGGACAUUUCCUAUCAAGAGCAGAUUCAAGAGGAGUUUGAGGACAGCUCUGAAAUUCAGCUCAAAGAUUUUCUCAAGGAGGAGAAGUUCAGGGAGGUGAGUGAAGCGCUACGAGUCGCUCAGAUUCAGUGGACGAAGAGGGGUCCCCCCAAUAAGAGGUGCUAUGAUGUGGCCUCUCUGGAUACCCUGCCGCAGUGUGUGGGUGAAUGUUGGGAGCUGCUGCGUUCAGAGUCUUUCUUCCUGCUUCUCUCCAACUUCACCGGCCUUCAGUUGCACUACCUGUGUCCUGCUGAUGAUGAGGAUGAGGAUAAAGAGGAAGAUGAGGAUGUACCAGAGAGUGGAGAAGCCACGGGGUCAUCAGCCCAAUCACAAUCAGCGAAUACAAGCAGAAAAAAAGAGCCAAGCACACCUGUAUGUUGUGGUGAACUGCGUCGAUGGUCUCAUGGCGGCUAUACUCUGUUGCACGAUGCAGAAGCAGCACAGGCCGAGUACGCUCUGGACCUUGUUUUGCCUUUUUGCAGUGCUGAGUGGCAGUCAGAGUUUGGGGGCUACACAUGUUAUGUUGCCAAUGAAGAGGACGAGGAGCUUCUCACGGUGUAUCCAGAGAACAAUUCCCUCGCCCUCGUCUACAGAGACAAAGAAACCCUCAAAUUUGUCAAACAUGUCAACCACAGAAGUUCCUCUGAUUCUGGCAACAGUUCAACCUGCAGAGCAUUGUAUGACUUCUCUUUUGUAUACUAUGAAUAAAUCUAUAUAUAGUACAUCUAU
Molecule: messenger RNA, 1729 nt
Organism: Acanthopagrus latus (yellowfin seabream)
Lineage: Eukaryota; Metazoa; Chordata; Actinopteri; Spariformes; Sparidae
Gene: ogfod1
Product: 2-oxoglutarate and iron-dependent oxygenase domain containing 1
Exons: 13
Coding region: 137-1708 (523 amino acids)
Biological process (GO): regulation of translational termination; peptidyl-proline hydroxylation
Cellular component (GO): cytoplasm
Molecular function (GO): L-ascorbic acid binding; iron ion binding; peptidyl-proline dioxygenase activity
Source: RefSeq, a predicted model, not a curated record